AUGGCUCUCAAAGGAUCCUACCCCACGCUCCUGCUGUCCUUUGUCCUGCUGGGGGCUUGGCUAGCUCUGGCCAGUGGGCAGUCCCAGUCCUGGAAUAACGACCGAUUCCUGAGGCGGCACUGGGACAACCCAAAGACCCAAGCCACCACCAACACCACUUACUGUGACCUGCAAACACGUGCUCGGGGAUUAGCCAAGAAGAACAACAUCUUCAUCCACGCGCGCAUUGCAGUCAUCAACAACGUCUGCACUACGGGCGGGAGACCCUCCAUUGGCAACCAACGUCAGAGCAUCCGUCGCUUCAGGCUCACCGUCUGCAAACUUAACGCGGACGGAAGCACUUAUACCGAGACACCCUUAACCCGCCGAAUUGUCGUCUUCUGUAGGAAUAAGCUCCCUGUGCGCCUUGUGCGGAUUGUUAGGUUCCGACCCUCGGUGUAG
This is a messenger RNA of Emys orbicularis (European pond turtle), 441 nucleotides long. RefSeq names its product ribonuclease-like. The transcript has a single exon. Gene Ontology annotation, molecular function: nucleic acid binding; RNA nuclease activity. Bases 1 to 441 code for a protein of 146 amino acids. The record is from RefSeq and is a predicted model, not a curated record. Lineage: Eukaryota; Metazoa; Chordata; Testudines; Emydidae. Gene Ontology annotation, biological process: defense response to Gram-positive bacterium.